Messenger RNA from Dromiciops gliroides (monito del monte), 405 nucleotides. RefSeq names its product 40S ribosomal protein S17-like. Gene Ontology annotation, cellular component: ribosome. Gene Ontology annotation, biological process: translation. The record is from RefSeq and is a predicted model, not a curated record. Gene Ontology annotation, molecular function: structural constituent of ribosome. The transcript has a single exon. The coding region runs from base 1 to 405 and encodes 134 amino acids. Lineage: Eukaryota; Metazoa; Chordata; Mammalia; Microbiotheria; Microbiotheriidae.
AUGGGUUGCUUUCGGACCAAGACUGUGAAGAAGGCGGCGCGGGUCAUCAUCGAAAAGUACUAUACCCACCUGGGCAACGACUUCCACACCAACAAGCACGUGUGCAAGGAGAUCCCCAUCAUCCCCAGCAAGCUCUGCAACAAGAUCCCCAGAUAUGUUACUCAUCUGAUGAAGCACAUCCGGAGAGGCCCUGGGAGAGGUAUCUCCAUCAAGUUGCAGGAAGAAGAAAGAGAAAGUAGGGAUAACUAUGUCUCUGAGGUCUCUGCUUUGGAUCAGGAGAUCACUGAAGUGAACCCAGAUGCCAAAGAAAUGUUGAAACACCUGGACUUUGGCAGUUUGUCCAACCUGCAAGUUACCCAGCCCUCGACUGGGAUGAAUUUCAAAACACCAAGAGGAGCUGUUUAA